AUAAAAAAUAUGAAGAUGCAAGCAACAAGAGAAUUUCUUGCUGAACUCAAAAUCUUAACAAGCGUUCAUCACUGCAACCUGGUAAAUUUUCAAACAUAAAACAUGUUUUGUUAUUUUAUGAACUUACUUGAGUAAUAUCUGUGUCUGUUUGAACAUAUAUAGGUAUGUUUGAUUGGAUAUUGUAUUGAGGAAUCUCUAUUCCUUGUCUAUGAAUACAUGGACAAUAAGCCAACCUCUACAUAAUUCAGAGAGAGAACCGAUGCCAUGGUCUACCAGGUUGCGAAUUUCUCUGGAUGUAGCGAGAGGCCUUGAGUAUAUUCAUGAUCAUUCAGUGCCUGUAUAUAUCCAUCGCGACAUUAAAUCAGAUAGCAUUUUAUUAAAUGAAAACUUCACUGCAAAGAUUGCAGAUUUUGGAUUAACCAAGCUUACUGAUGUUGCAAGUUCAACAGAUAACACUAUUCAUGUGGCAGGCACAUUUGGUUACAUGCCACCUGAAAAUGCAUACGGACAUAUUUCUCGCAAAAUAGAUGUAUAUGCUUUUGGAGUUGUCCUUUAUCAACUAAUUUCUGCUAAAGAAGCUGUGAUCAAGAUCGAUAAACCUAGUACCGAGUUCAAAAGUUUUGAAAUUAAGACCGAUGACUCUAUUGAUGAAUACAAGAGCCUUGUAGCUUUGUUUGAUGAAGAGGGAGAUUCUAUAGAAGGUCAAAGAAAAAUGGUGGAUCCAAGGCUAGGAAAUAACUACUCAAUUGAUUCUAUUAACAAGAUGGCACAGCUUGCAAAGGAUUGCACAAAUCGAGAUCCGAAAAGACGUCCAAGAAUGAGAGUUGUUGUGGUUUCACUUAUGAAACUAAAUUCUACUAUUGAUGAUGGAAGUAUGACAAGUAGCGAAGCAUUGAGUCCCAUUAAGGAGCUUGAUGAACAAAACUGAAAUUUCACCUGUGCACCUGUGUAAUUUAAUACUAUUAUGUUAUGUACUAGUUGUAAAGAUUAUCAUAAGAAAAGAACCACUACUACAAUUUUAACUUACAAUAGCGCUAAUUUAAUAACACUUUUUAGUAAAGUGCUAUUAAAUAUCUCACACUAAAGCCUACAAUAGCGCUUUUUAUUGAAUGCUAUUAUAGCAGUCAACCUAUAAUAUCACUCUCUCCAAAACACUAUCAUUGUUUGCUAAGUAAAAAAAGAAAAAGGCCAAUAUUAGCGCUUCUAUAUUAAACGCUACAUUCAUGAACUCAAGCUCAUGAUCAAGCUCAUAGGAUCAAUCCUCAAUGACAUAAUAACGGUGAAGGAACAACAACAGAGGGGACAUAAAAAGUUGAAAAGUGAUGAAGAGGAUAAAUAUGGUUUCUUUAGUUAUAAGGUAUACCCUUUCACAUUUCAUUUUAGGGACUAAGUUAUGCAUAAAAAUGAUAGUAUCAGAAGUUUUUUAGGAAUCAAACUUAAUAUUUUGAAGAAUUCAGUUGAACCUACCAAGUAUGUUUCCAUUGAGUAUGAUGAUGGAAUAGCAAAGGUUCAUGUUCAACUAGUGUCUAAAAUGGCAUUAAGUUAUUUGUAUGAAUUAUAGGAUAUGAGUAGGUGAGUUUCUUUAUAAGAUUUGGACAUGUGGGUGUAGUUGUUAAUUUGUUUUAUAGUAAGAAAUUAGAUGAAUAAAAAGAUUGAAUUUUAUUGUGUUUGAUGAUAUUGA
Molecule: messenger RNA, 1681 nt
Organism: Vicia villosa (hairy vetch)
Lineage: Eukaryota; Viridiplantae; Streptophyta; Magnoliopsida; Fabales; Fabaceae
Product: lysM domain receptor-like kinase 3
Exons: 6
Coding region: 209-928 (239 amino acids)
Biological process (GO): innate immune response; protein phosphorylation
Molecular function (GO): ATP binding; transmembrane receptor protein kinase activity
Source: RefSeq, a predicted model, not a curated record